AUGACGCGGCCUGAAUACCUGGAGAAUGUUAUAAUAGAUUGUCAAAGCAGAAAUGAGCGUUUACAUUGUCUAGCUGAAAGUUCAGACUGUUCAAAAGGUGCUCUGGAACCAAGUUUUACAAACAGAACGAAAAAGUUGAAGAAAACUCAGACUAUAAAAUUAGACUUCAACCGUUUUGAGCUACUUCCAAAAAAUUUGUUUUUUUUUGAAUUCCUCAAAACGUGCAUAUCGCUUCAUACGCGCAUUGUCUGCGUUCAUGAAGUCUUGGCGUGUCAGGCCGUAGUGUACGAUAUGCCCUCCCGUUCUCCUAUCCAACCACUCUCCAAGUAUGGACGCUACGCAUGCUACUGGGAUGUUGUGCUGUGUGAUCCUGUGUCUCAAGGCAUUUUCUCUCAUCACCGCUUUUCUAAAUCUUGUCUUGUCUACAAAAAAAAUUCACGCGAAGGCGCUUGGAGGCGGAUGCUCCACGGUCGAUUUGUCGUCUUGCAGUGGUGUGGCCUUCGCGCCAUAUAUCCUCAUGGCCAAUAG
Messenger RNA from Lachancea nothofagi CBS 11611, 528 nucleotides. The record is from the annotation of a GenBank genome assembly. Lineage: Eukaryota; Fungi; Ascomycota; Saccharomycetes; Saccharomycetales; Saccharomycetaceae.